Messenger RNA from Dipodomys ordii (Ord's kangaroo rat), 2531 nucleotides. RefSeq names its product G protein-coupled receptor 68 (gene Gpr68). Gene Ontology annotation, cellular component: membrane. NCBI's taxonomy places the organism in Eukaryota, Metazoa, Chordata, Mammalia, Rodentia, Heteromyidae. Bases 225 to 1334 code for a protein of 369 amino acids. The transcript has 2 exons. The record is from RefSeq and is a predicted model, not a curated record. Gene Ontology annotation, molecular function: G protein-coupled receptor activity. Gene Ontology annotation, biological process: cellular response to pH; G protein-coupled receptor signaling pathway.
CCUCCCCUGAGGGUUGCAGUUUAAGUGUGAAAGAGUCUACCUCAGUGGGCAUGAAGCAAGGAAGAGAAUCUGGUCUGCAUUUUGGAAGAACUGCCAUGGCUGCCCCGUGGGUGAUAAUCAGCGGGCCUGAGGGGCUCACAGCUUGAGCCACCUUCUCUAAACAAGAUGGCGGUGGAGAGAAGUCCCUGAGCCUGUGAAGGGUAAAGGCCCUUUCCGGUCCAAAGAUGGGGAACAUCACCACAGAUAACUCCUCGCUGACCUGUGCCAUUGACCACACCAUUCACCAGACGCUGGCCCCCGUGGUCUAUGUCACGGUGCUGGUCGUGGGCUUUCCGGCCAACUGCCUGUCUCUCUACUUCGGCUACCUGCAGAUCAAGGCCCGGAACGAACUGGGCGUGUACCUGUGCAACCUCACCAUGGCUGACCUCUUCUACAUCUGCUCGCUCCCCUUCUGGCUGCAGUACGUGCUGCAGCAUGACAACUGGUCCCACGGCGACCUGUCCUGCCAGGUGUGCGGCAUCCUCCUCUAUGAGAACAUCUACAUCAGCGUGGGCUUCCUCUGCUGCAUCUCCAUCGACCGCUACCUGGCCGUGGCUCAUCCUUUCCGCUUCCAUCAGUUCCGGACCCUGAAGGCGGCGGUUGGUGUCAGCGUGGCCAUCUGGGUCAAGGAACUGCUGACCAGCAUCUACUUCCUCAUGCACAAGGAAGUGAUCGAGGACGAGGACCGGCACCGCGUGUGCUUCGAGCAUUACCCCAUCCAGGCGUGGCAGCGCAGCAUCAACUACUACCGCUUCCUGGUGGGCUUCCUCUUCCCCAUCUGCCUCCUGCUGGCCUCCUACCAGGGCAUCCUGCGGGCAGUGCGGCGCAGCCACGGCACGCAGAAGAGCCGCAAGGACCAGAUCCAGCGGCUGGUCCUGAGCACCGUGGUCAUCUUCCUGGCCUGCUUCCUGCCCUACCACGUGCUGCUGCUGGUGCGCAGCCUCUGGGAGGCCAGCUGCGAGUUCGCCAAGGGCAUCUUCAACGCCUACCACUUCUCCCUCCUCCUCACCAGCUUCAACUGUGUCGCCGACCCCGUGUUGUACUGCUUCGUCAGCGAGACUACCCACAGGGACCUGGCCCGCCUCCGGGGAGCCUGCCUGGCGUUCUUUACCUGCUCUAGGACCCGCAGGGCCAGGGAGGCCUACCCACUGGGGGCUCCUGAGGCCUCGGGAAAAAGUGAGGCCCACAGUGGGGAGCCUGGAUUGUUAACGAAGCUCCAUUCCACACUCCAGACCCCUGCCUCGCCCGGAGUGGUGCCUGCCGUGAUCGGGUCCCCUCCGGGUGGGUUGGUCUAGCCUCAGUCACCCGUGUGUGUGGGCUUAGGUGAGGCCUGAGCCUUGAUUUAGCCCAGAGGCUGGGUGGUCCCUGAGUUUGUGUGGCAACUGCACCCCUUUUUUUUCUGCUGGAGGGAGGGAGGGAUGGAUGACUGGACCACCGCCAGGCCUCUCUGAUCCCUGGAGGGCAGUUCUAGCUUGCAGGGGUCCAGGGGUGUCGCUGAUUGGGGGAGAUGAGCUCAGUCAACCCUGGUGUGUCUUCCCGCUGCUGGCUGGGGCUGCUCGGGAUGGGGAGACAGCAGACUGGCACUGGCAGGAGGUUUGCAAAGAGCAGAUGUGGUGGGGUGGGGACCAGGGCGCCACUAAGGUCACUGGUGAGACUUGUCCAAGUGCCUGCCAUACUCCAUGACGCACAAAGUUGUGCUGUCACCUUUGACACCCGCUGUAUCACGGGGCGGGAAGGGGAGACUGAACAGAUGGAAGGGGAGAAGGAACGGUAGACAUGGGAUGGGGGCAGGGACAGCGGCAGAGAGCCCGACAGCAACUGCAUCCUAUGUUUAUGGGAAGGGUGGAACAGAACCCCCCUCCCACCCUCGCCCCUGGUCCAAAGGCUGAUGGCAAGUGAACCCCAGGCCUCCCCAAGGAGCUGCCAAAGGUCCUUCAAAAUAAAAGUAUCAAAUGUAGCCACUAGGACUUGAAGCCAGGAUGUCCUUCUUGAAGGUCUUGGCACAGAUUUCCUCCCAAUGAGCUUUUCUUCCAUCACGUUCCCAGAAUGGCAGACAGGAGAGCUCGGUGUGCAGAAGGAGAGGGAUCUAAAUGUCAGGUCUCCCCGCCAGAUGAGGGCCAAGACACUGAGAUUCUGUUACUUCUGGCAGGGUCCAUACUCCCCAUCCCCUGCCACACAUACUAUGGAGUGGCCAGCAGUUAUCAAGAGAGGAAUGUGACCCGCUCCCAGAAUCCUCAGCUCUAACCAACCACACCAAAUGCUCUCAAGGUCUCAGGCAGCAGGAUAAAGAUCCAGUGUGGAUCCAAUAGCUCAUGUGGACAGGAGAGGAGGUGGCCUGGAGCUCACUUUGCUUUGUUCUCUGUCCCUGCUCCUCUGUGAGAUGCCCCACUUCACCCAUCUGGAGAGGGCAGCGGCCCUUGGGCCAUAUGUCAUGCUUUCCUUCCAUCUCAGAGGGCUGAGGACAGAGCUCAUCUCUCUUGAAGGUUUGUGUC